CUGUGGUUUGGAGUGACAAGAGGAAGUGGAACAUUCGUCCCUGGAAAUGACUAUAAGGCGUGUGUUAAACAACUCUCGUUUGUAACCGUUUCAGCGUUUUUCAUCAACAGUCCAUUAACAGCUUUCAGUGAACAGAAGAUGGACAGGUUUUAGCGAGUCUGAUGUGGAGGACAAGAGGGCAACAGCUGUCCGGCUAACCCCGCUAGCAGACAGCCUUCAUGAAUCAAGCCCUGCUCUUAAAAAUCACUGAAACACAACAACAGAGAGAUAGACAUACACCGACUGCAUCAUGAACGAUGAUGUGAUGUUAAACGUACCGGUCAUCCGGCAGCUUUACCACUGGGACUGCGGCUUGGCCUGUUCAAAAAUGGUGCUAGAGUAUUUACAUCCAGUAAGUGAGGAGGAAUUUCAGAGAGUGUGUUUGGAUUUGGAGUUUACGGAGAGCGUGUGGACUAUUGACCUGGCUUAUCUCAUGUGUAAGCUGGGGGUCAGACACUGCUUCUGCACACAGACGCUCGGUGUGGACAAGGGCUUCAGGAACCAGUCUUUUUACAAAAAGCAUUUUGACACAGAGGAGGACAGGGUGAAUGAACUAUUUCUGAAGGCUGAGAGCAAAGGAGUCCUGGUGAAAAAAUGCUCUGUUACUGUUCAGGAGAUCCAGAAUCACUUGGAGCAGGGUCAUGUGGCCAUUGUGCUGGUCAACGCAGUGGUGUUGGUGUGUGAGCUGUGCUCCACGCCUGUCAAAUACUGCUGUUUCCUCCCUGUGGGUCAGAAGUGCUUUUGCAGGAAGCCAGAUUACCAGGGCCACUUCGUGGUGGUGUGUGGAUUCAACCGUAAAACCGGCAGCAUCUUCUACAACAAUCCCGCCUACUCGGACCGUGUAUGCUGCACAAGCUUUAGCAAUUUUGAGGAGGCCAGAAGAAGCUAUGGAACUGACGAGGACAUUCUGUUUGUCUACAAAGACGGUUGAGUCUUAACUGCUUCUGAACGAACAUGCAUUCAAACACCUUUAGCAUCCACU
This is a messenger RNA of Labeo rohita (rohu), 1021 nucleotides long. It is a transcript of the gene gucd1, whose product is annotated as guanylyl cyclase domain containing 1. Bases 290 to 970 code for a protein of 226 amino acids. NCBI's taxonomy places the organism in Eukaryota, Metazoa, Chordata, Actinopteri, Cypriniformes, Cyprinidae. The record is from RefSeq and is a predicted model, not a curated record. The transcript is spliced from 6 exons.